Molecule: messenger RNA, 1607 nt
Organism: Protobothrops mucrosquamatus (brown spotted pit viper)
Lineage: Eukaryota; Metazoa; Chordata; Lepidosauria; Squamata; Viperidae
Gene: PLEKHO2
Product: pleckstrin homology domain containing O2
Exons: 5
Biological process (GO): macrophage apoptotic process
Source: RefSeq, a predicted model, not a curated record
GGUUUGAAACAGGAAAAUUUGGAGAAGUCAAAGAGUCCCUCUUCAGCAGAUAAAGUUGGCUGGGUCAAGAAGAGCAGUGGAGGGCUUCUGAGUCUUUGGAAAGAGCGUUACAUCCGGCUCAGUAAAACCCAACUCUUGGUAUAUGAAGAUGAGGCGGAACAGAAAUGUGUUGAGAGUCUUGAACUGGAGCAUUACGAUAGAUGCCAAGAUUUGCGAGCCCUCCUGAAAAGGAAAAACAGAUUCAUUUUAAUCCAUUCUCCAGGUUGCAAGGUGCAAGAUAUCAAAUUCCAGGCAUCGACCACAGAAGAAAAGGAAUUGUGGAUGAAAGCAUUCAAUGAUGGCAUCAGCCGAGGAAAGAAUAAGAUAUUUGAUGAGGUAAAAGUGGAUGAGAGUCUUUCUUUGGAUCACGUAACUCGAGGCAGAGCCAAGAUAGUGAAGGGCCGUCGUCCGCCAACCAGAAGCCAUUUGAAAGAGGUGGCUAGUUCAACGUCAGAUGGGAUCCUGAGACUUGAUUUAGAGGUACCAGACAGUGGACCCCCAAACAGCAUCCCAGUGUCCCGUGAAACUGCUGAUGCCCCCCCUCCAAAGGAGGUUCAUAAACCUCCCAUGCCCCCCGCAAAAGUGCCCAUGCCUCCCACGGACAACCUAAGUGCCAAUCCUACCCCAGAAGAUCCGCAGGUCAGGAAGCCACCGAUGCCUCCAGCUAAACCUCUUAAGGAAGUAGCAACAUCCAGCGAAACGGUGAACUCUGUAGAAAUAAGUGAUGCGGAAGAGGACAAGUGUGAGGACUCUGAAGGGACUCCAGCUGAAGAGGAUUUGGUGGAAACCAAACCUCCAGUACCUCCUCCAAAGAUUUUAUCUGACAAAAUGAAGGUGGGAUGGGACCGUCCAGGUUCUGAACUUCACGACGUUGAAGCUGAGAACUCCCCUGGAUUAAACGAGGAAGCAGUCAAACCACCGACUCCUCCUCCUAAGGUUUUUAGAGCCAGCUUGAGCUCUAAGGAGAACGACGCACAGGUAGACAUUGCUGAAGGGGAUCGGCAGCCUGAUGGAGACUCAAACCUUGACGUCAACGGCGUUGAUGACAACGGAACAACGGAACCUGUUUUCCCAAAUGGGAAGGAGCAGGACGAGUCUUCCUCAGAGCAAGGAACCAAGAAAGAGGUGUUGAGCCUGCCUUCUGAAGAUCAGGUUGACAUAGUGGAGCCCGUGGGAGGUUCUCCGGCAACGAAGCCUCGCAGCUCCUCUCUGGGGGCCUUGCUUUCAGAAUCGCCCAAAAAGCCUCCUCCACGGCCAGAUUUCCAGAAGAUGUCUAUAUUCCACGUGGCACAGAUGGAGAAGAAAAUUGCUCAUGAAAAGGAACAAACUGAAAAGCUCCUGCAGAAGGUUCAGGUUGAAGAGCUGGAGCAAGCCCAGAAGGACCAAGGGCCUUCAGCGGAUGCAAAGGAGCUGCUCAACGAAGCAAGCGAGCAACUCCGGCAAGCCACCCAGGUCUUGCAAGAGGUCAAAGAUUUAGGGGAACUGAGAAGGGAACCUACCGGUUUGCGUAAAGGAGUCCCAAAGGACCUAGUGACUGUUUAUAGGAGAAGCGCUCCUUAAGAAGGAAC